This is a messenger RNA of Stegodyphus dumicola, 858 nucleotides long. RefSeq lists its product as uncharacterized. Lineage: Eukaryota; Metazoa; Arthropoda; Arachnida; Araneae; Eresidae. The record is from RefSeq and is a predicted model, not a curated record.
AUGGAGGUAGGAACUCUUCGUCAAAUAGUGGCAGACCAAGAACUUACUCUAGCGAAGCACGAAGGUACAAUUUCGGAACUGAGAGAGCAACUAUCUCUUCAGCGUUCAAAUACUACAGUUAUCUCUGAAGUGAAGGAAUAUUUGCAGCAACAACAACACGAAGUUAAAAAAUUAUUCGAAACAAAGUUUCUAGAACAAACCCCAAAUUCCUACGCCGUUGCUGCCGCCAAAAACAUUUCUUUGAAACAGACUCCAAAACGUCAAUUCAGAGAUCAUAUUCUACUCCUGAAACCUAAAGAUUCAGAGAGAACACCUGAAGAUAUCAGACCCCAACUAAGUUCGACACUUAAUCCACAAAAACUGGAUAUUCAUAUCAAUAAUAUUCGUACUACUAAGUCUAAUGAGCUUUUAAUCGGUGUCGAAAAGAAAGCAGACUUAGAACACUUACACCGCUCAAUCGUUGAAAAUUCACAAUUACAAGCCUCCGUAACUGUUCGUACUUCAAAACCCAAAAGUACCAAACUCAUAGUGUUUAAUGUACCAUCUUCAGUAGUUACUGAAGAUAUCAAAUCGGCUUUUCUGAAAAUUACAUCAAAUAAGAAUCUUGAUAUUUCGUGUUCUCCAGUUCACCGAUCUGAAAAUACAAAUAAUUGGAUUGUAGAAAUUUCUUCAGAUUCUAGUGACUGUUUUACUUCAUCAAGAGUCUUCAUUGGAUUCAACUCGUGUUCCUUCCGUCCCUACAUUUCACUUCCCCGUUGCGUUCAUUGCCAGGGUCUUGGACAUAAUAGUCGAAGCUGUCAAAAUCCUCCCUGCUGUUCCAUCUGCGCAAAACAACAUUCCUAUAGAGAGUGUACUUAA